Molecule: messenger RNA, 750 nt
Organism: Ascochyta rabiei
Lineage: Eukaryota; Fungi; Ascomycota; Dothideomycetes; Pleosporales; Didymellaceae
Exons: 1
Coding region: 1-750 (249 amino acids)
Source: RefSeq, a predicted model, not a curated record
AUGUCGAAUUCGACUCUGAAUCUCAUGAACACGCGCAAAUUCUUCAGAUUCCGCGCCUGUACCGAGAUGCGAUUCUCUGUAAUACCGUUGGUUUACUUCUCACUGUGGAUGCAGGCCUGUGUGUUCCACUAUCCUUUUCGUCAGUCCCCUCUUUUCGUGAGGCGCGCCGUCACCUCGAUCUCCUUAUUGUUUUGUCAUGAGCUGGUACUCGUCAAACACGCGACGCCUCAGCUCGGAAUUCAACAGUUCGUCUCGCCCUUUCAGAUCAACAAAUCUAGAAUCCUUCCCUCCACAGCAAACUCCACCCUAGCUGUCGUCCCGCGACUGCAGAACAUGCCAAUCUGUAGAUCCCACACCCUCAGUGGCCACUCAACAUCCUGCACGCCACUCCAAACCCCUUCUAGCGUCACGUCCCCGCUUCUUUCGUGGAGAACCGACGUCAAAGCACUGAACGUUCGGCACCUGGGCCGAGUGCAUCGUGAUGCAUCUGAUAAUCCAGAUAUUGGUGCUGUGCGCAUCGCAGCACAUCGCAGCGCAUCGCAGACUGACGUGAUAAUAACACUCGGGUGCUCGGCGCGCAUCGAGAUGAUAGCUAGACGUGACAUUGCUUCUCCUCCUGAUGCAGAGAUGACGGUCGCCUUUGCAUCCAACGGAAGGCCUUCCUGUUUGCAGCCCCCUGGCUGCCACCAGGUCGUAACGAACUUCCUCGAACUUCGCAUGCGAACAUCUAUAUCAUUUGGGCGCCACUGA